AUGAAUAAUUUAACUCCACUUGAGACCUAUUAUAAAUCCUAUUUUGACUAAUUAAAUGGUUUAGACUUUUUAAGUACUGAUGAUGAUGAAGAAUAAUUCUAAAUAGAGUAAAAAAUUUUUAUAGUAUUUUUAGUGUUUAACCAAAAAAGAAGUAUUUUGAGACUAUCGAAGAAAAGAAACAAUACAUUGAAGAAUACACAAAAAAGAAGAAGACUGAGUUGUGUAAGAACUUCUAAUUGACUGGACAAUGCAAAUUUGGAAACGAAGUACUUUUUAAACAUAAUUUCAAGUGCUCAUUUGCCCAUGGUUAUUCAGAGUUGUAGGCUAAAACUCAUUUACAUCAGAAAUAUAAAACUAAGCCGUGCAAUAGAUAUUUUACUCAAGGGUUCUGUCCUUACGGUAUAAGAUGCCAGUAUUUGCAUGAUGAAUUAAAAGACUAAUCAAGAUUCGAGAAAUUCUUAUAAGAAUCCUACUUAAACUAAGGUAUGAAGCCUUCGAUAGCUAGAAGUAAUUUAUUGAAUUUUAUAGUAGAGUACCUGAAUAACUCUGAAAGAUUAGACGUUUAAAGAUUUUAGCAAGUUCUAUAAAAAUUCGUCAACAAAGGGUUUAAUGUGGAAUUGUAAAACAGAUCAAAAUUCUUUAUAUAAUUAGAAAAUAAAAAACAAAAUUGA
Paramecium octaurelia is the source of this 671-nucleotide messenger RNA. The record is from the annotation of a GenBank genome assembly. NCBI's taxonomy places the organism in Eukaryota, Ciliophora, Oligohymenophorea, Peniculida, Parameciidae.